Molecule: messenger RNA, 647 nt
Organism: Andrographis paniculata
Lineage: Eukaryota; Viridiplantae; Streptophyta; Magnoliopsida; Lamiales; Acanthaceae
Product: defensin J1-2-like
Exons: 2
Coding region: 73-297 (74 amino acids)
Biological process (GO): defense response
Source: RefSeq, a predicted model, not a curated record
CAUAGCAUUGAACACACACACACACAUACAACCCUUAAUUCUGUGAGAGAAAAAAACACCAAAAAAAUUUAAAUGGCCAGUUUUCUGAAGUUGUUGGCUGCUCUAUCUCUCAUGCUGAUCCUUGUCUUUUCAAAUGGAAUAGUGACAGAGGCCAGGACCUGCGAGUCCAAGAGCCACCGGUUCAGGGGGGCCUGCGUGCUGAAGGCCAACUGCGCGGCGGUGUGCCAGACCGAAGGCUUCCACGGCGGCCACUGCCGCGGCUUCCGCCGCCGCUGCUACUGCACUAAACACUGUUGAGAAGAAACCUGACUGACCACUCUUUUUACUUAUUUUAUUUUGUUUUUAAAUUACCCUGAGAAUAAAUUGAUUAAUUACUAUAUAUGUGUGUGUAUAGUAAUUAAUUAUAUCAGGAGUUUCGUAUUUUAUUAAUUAAUACUAUAUUAUAUUUAGUAAAUAAUUAUUGUAUUGUGUGUGUGUGGUUUGAUAAUGGAGUCCUGACCCAAUUUAAUUUUGGGUUCUGCCUUCCUAAUGUUUGAAUCUGCUUUUCUGCAAUUUCGAGUUGCAGUUGAUUUUGUAAUCGGCUGUAUUACAAUUAAUAAAUUAUAAUAUGUGUGUGUGUGUUUUUUUUUUCUUUUUUAUAAUCUUGA